This is a messenger RNA of Rotaria sp. Silwood1, 390 nucleotides long. The record is from the annotation of a GenBank genome assembly. Lineage: Eukaryota; Metazoa; Rotifera; Eurotatoria; Philodinida; Philodinidae.
AUGUGGCAUCCAUGUGUACGACAUGCUCAAUUACAAGUUAAUGAUGAAACACAUUUUGAUUUAAAAUCAAAUCCGUUUUUUUCUCAACCAUCUGAUAGUAUAACAAAAGAAUUUGUACGAUUACAACAAGAACAAAUUCAACAACAAAAAGUUCUUAUUACGUCUCCAACACAUACAAUCGAUUCAUCACAAACAAAUAAUAAUCAAAAAUCAUUAAUAUCAAAUACACAAUCAUUAACUAAUAUUGAUGGAAAAUCAACUAGCCCAAAGUUAAUAAAAAGAACAAAAAAAUUAUUCGAUUCAAUUGAUGACGAUGAAAGUGGAACGCCAGAAACAAGACUUGUUGAAACAAAUUCAAAUAUUCGUAAUAAUUUAUAUCAAACAACAUGA